AAUCUACAAUGAAAUAUUUGUUAUUUUUUGUUACUAAGCAAUUCUUCAAUACAAACAAUAUAAAAAUCAAGACAUGAAAAAAUCUUUCUCAAUAAUAGACGAUGAUGAUGUUUUUUUACCUGAAGAUAAUAAUACAAAAGAAAAAGAUGAUGCAGAUAGUAAUUAUAAAUCGGAUGAUUCAGAUUUGUCGUUAUCGGAACACAAUAGCAUAAGUCCUAAACGUUCUAAAGCUUUUCAGAAAUUAAAAGAAUUGGAUAUGAGUCCUACUAAAGAAGAAUUGGAGGAAUUAGGAGCGCAGGGUAUGAUAUCUCCAAAAGAUGUAGGAAAUCUUUCGGGACGUCAAACAGCGGUGUUGAAAAGAAGAACCAUAACCGAACCAAGAAUUGAGCAUUUACUAAGCGAUAGUGAUGAAAGCGAUAAUGAUGAGAGAAAAAAUGUUUCUAUACCAGGUGAAUACGAUCCGAAAAUGUAUGAAAACUUAAUAGUAGAUCCUGAUACUAAGGAAAUAUUUCAAUAUAUAUCAAGAUAUAUUCCACAACAGUUAAACUUCAAUUACAAAUUCAAACCUUUCAUACCCGACUUUCUACCCGCAGUAGGAGACAUUGAUGCUUUUCUAAAAGUUUAUCCCCCAGAAAAAACUAUAAACGGCGAAUUUAAUACAGAAAAAUUUGAACAUUUAGGACUGACAGUUCUUGACGAACCUGCAAGUAAUCAAAGCGAUCCUGCUGUAUUAUAUUUACAGUUAAAAGCAGCUUCUGGUAAAACAGGAAAGAAAAACGACGAGAAUGUUGUUGUGAAGAAAAUAGAAAAUAUUGAAAAGAAUUCGAAGGUAAUUGAUAAAUGGAUUAAAGACAUAUCAGAUUUACAUAAAACUAAAUCUUCAGUGGUUGUUAGGUAUUCAGAGCCAAUGCCCGAUUUGGAUGAUUUAAUGCAAGAAUGGCCUGAAGACGUUGAAGCUGAAUUGAAGAAAAAUGGUUUUCCUAAACCUAAUAACACUAAUAUUCAAGAAUAUAUAUCAACUGUUUGUGAAACUUUUCAAAUACCAUUGGCAAAGAAAAAAGUUCAUUCGCUAUAUUUGCUUUUUUGCCUUUAUGCUGCAAUUAAACAAACACAACUCUACAAGGCUUCUACUGAGAAUGAGAAAAAGAAUGUGCAUAAAGAACCUGAUCAAUUGGUUUUAGAAUGAAAAUAAAUAAUUUGUAUUUCCGAA
This is a messenger RNA of Diorhabda carinulata, 1210 nucleotides long. RefSeq names its product intraflagellar transport protein 46 homolog (gene IFT46). The transcript is spliced from 6 exons. NCBI's taxonomy places the organism in Eukaryota, Metazoa, Arthropoda, Insecta, Coleoptera, Chrysomelidae. Gene Ontology annotation, cellular component: intraciliary transport particle B; centrosome; motile cilium. Gene Ontology annotation, biological process: cilium assembly; intraciliary transport. Bases 74 to 1186 code for a protein of 370 amino acids. The record is from RefSeq and is a predicted model, not a curated record.